AUGGACGACAAUGAGAAAGACGUUGUCAUGGAUGGUGAGGACCACCGUAUGGCUGAUGGCUCUUCCGCCGCCAACCGGUUUCUAGAUCCAGCCAAGAAUGGGGAGGGCUCUUCACGAGAGACAUCCAACGGCCAGAGUGCAAAUGCUGCAGCGCAAGCCGAGGACCAGGAUUCUGACCCGACCGGCUACCCCGAGCGUUUACGGCGGCGAGGCCUACUCCCAACAGGGUGCUGCUACGAUGACCGGAUGAAGCUACAUGCCAAUGCGGACUUCGGUCCCAACCCCCAUCAUCCCGAGGACCCGUCCCGCAUCGAAUACAUUAUGAAGACGUUCAAGAAGCAUGGUCUGGUCUUCACGGGUUCCGAUGCCGACCUGAUACGCAUCAUUCAAUCCGAACCAACCAAGUACAUGUGGCGGAUUCCGGCUCGGGAAGCGACAAGGGAGGAAAUCUGCAUUGUUCACCAUCCGGAGCACUUUUUAUGGGUCGAGGCUCUGUCCAGGAUGACAACACAAGAGCUCCGUGAACUUUCGACUCGGAUGGACCAGGGCAGGGACUCGCUGUACGUCGGCAGCAUGACAUACGAGGCCUCGCUCAUCUCAGCCGGCGGCGCCAUUGAGACCUGCAAGAGCGUAGUUGUCGGUAAUGUCAAGAACGCCUUCGCAGUUAUCCGGCCGCCGGGCCACCACGCAGAGUACAAGGCGGCCAUGGGCUUCUGCCUGUUCAACAACGUCCCUAUUGCGGCGAAGAUCUGCCAGGCCGACUAUCCCGAGCUGUGCCGCAAGAUCCUCAUCCUGGACUGGGACGUCCACCACGGCAACGGCAUACAAAACAUGUUUUACGACGACCCCAACAUCCUCUACAUCUCGCUCCACGUCUACCGCAACGGCGAGUUCUACCCGGGAAAACCCGACAGUCCAUUUACUCCUGACGGCGGGAUUGAGCACUGCGGCGCGGGGCCUGGCCUGGGCAAGAACGUCAACAUCGGCUGGCAUGACCAAGGGAUGGGCGACGGCGAGUACAUGGCAGCGUUCCAGAAGAUCGUCAUGCCCAUCGCCCACGAGUUCAACCCGGACCUGGUCAUCAUCUCGGCGGGGUUCGACGCCGCCGCGGGCGACGAACUGGGCGGGUGCUUCGUCACGCCCGCCUGCUACGCCCACAUGACCCACAUGCUCAUGUCGCUCGCCGGCGGUAAGGUGGCCGUGUGUCUGGAGGGCGGGUACGACCUCGAGGCCAUCUCCAAGUCGGCGCUGGCGGUCGCCCAGACGCUGAUGGGCGAGCCGCCCCCGAAGAUGGAGAUUCCCCGCAUCAGCAGAGAGGCGGCCAAGGUGCUCGCCAAGGUACAGGCGUACCAGGCGCCGUACUGGGAGUGCAUGCGCCCUGGGAUAGUGGACGUGCAGGACAUGCAGGCGCAGGAGUCGUCGCGUCUACACGACGUCGUGCGCCGCGCACAGCGACAGGUCCUGUCCGAGAAGCACGGUAUGCUUUCGCUGUACAUCCAGCGGCCCACGCUCUUCAAAUCGUUCGAGAACCAGGUGCUGGUUACCAGGGGGAUUCAGAACGCCCGGAAAAUUUUGUUGAUCGUGCAUGACCCACCGGAAUUGCAUGCGCAGCCCGACCCGUUAGACAACUCGAUAGAACCCCACAAUGCCUGGGUGACGGAUGGCGUCACGCGGUAUAUUGACUGGGCCGUUGAGAAGGGCUUCGGGGUCAUCGACGUAAACGUCCCUCAUUAUAUUACGCACCCGGAGGACACUGACGCCUUCACCCCGCGAGCCGACGAGCGUACGCUGCAAGCCCAGGUCCAAGAACUAAUGUGCUAUCUCUGGGACAACUACCUGCAGCUCUACGAAUCGGCCGAGGACAUCUUCCUCAUGGGCGUAGGCAACGCCUACCUGGGCAUCAAGGUCCUGCUCAUCAACCGACUCGACGUCAGAACGCGCGUGUCAGGCGUCGUCAACUUCGUCAACGGCAGCCUGCGGCCCGUCAAGUCGGACGCCGACGCCGACCUCUCGUCGUGGUACAAGGAGCACUCGCAGGUCUACGUCGCCAACGACCACGCCUGCUGGUCCGACCCGGACCUGACGCGCAAAGUCAUGAAGCGCCGUUUUGGCAACGUCAUCCGCGCCCCUGUCAACGGGCUCACGCCCAUGAUGGCCGAGCACUUUGCCGACGUGCAGCGAUUUAUCCUGGAGAGGCUGGGCGAGGGCGAGGGCGAGGGCGAGGAGGGGAUGGGUUGUGGGGGCGGGGGUAGCUAA
Parathielavia appendiculata is the source of this 2256-nucleotide messenger RNA. Its product is annotated as histone deacetylase A-like protein. Gene Ontology annotation, cellular component: histone deacetylase complex. The coding region runs from base 1 to 2256 and encodes 751 amino acids. The record is from RefSeq and is a predicted model, not a curated record. Lineage: Eukaryota; Fungi; Ascomycota; Sordariomycetes; Sordariales; Chaetomiaceae. Gene Ontology annotation, molecular function: transcription factor binding; histone deacetylase activity. Gene Ontology annotation, biological process: negative regulation of transcription by RNA polymerase II. The transcript has 6 exons.